AUGGUAAGAGAAAAGUUGGUGGAGAAGGUGUUGGAAGUGAGGCGGAAAAGCAAUGGUGUAAUUGUGGUGGUGAUGGUGUUUGGAAAGGUAAGAGUGAAGGUAAUAUCAGGAUAUGCUCCGCAACAAAGUAGGAAGGAAAAGGAGAAGGAUGGGUUUUAUGAUUAUGUUUCUGACGAGAUUGGGCAAGCGGGUUUGGAUGAGUUUGUGGUGUUGAUGGGUGAUUUGAAUGGUCAUGUGGGGGCGGAUACAGACGGAUAUGAAUGUGCGCAUGGGGAAUGGGGAUAUGGUAUAUGGAAUGAGGAAGGGCGUAGAGUGUUGGAGUUGGCGAAUGCACAUAGCAUGGUGGUGGGGAAUACCUGGUUUACAAGGGAACCAGCACAAUUAAUUACAUAUAGGUCAGGGGAGCAUAGGUCAAUGAUAGAUUCUAUAUUGAUAAGGGCGAAGCAUAAAAAGUAUGUAAGGAAUGUGAAGGCGAUAUCUGUAGAAGUGCGAACGUGUGGAGUUGGAUUCGCAAUAUGUAGCACCAUUUUCAAAAAAAGCUUUCAAACAUUUCACGCACUCAAAACACUCCGCUCACAUGGUCUCAGAGGCAUCAAAUUAUUCGACAUCACUGAAUCACUCAUAAUCUCACGCAUCAAAUAUGCAGCUCCCUCCAGGUCUGGUUUUGCUAAACAACAACAACUUCAGCAACUACAAUCUCUCAUCAAAAAACUAAUCCGCUUCAGCUAUCUACCUGCAUCAUAUCCUACCGUCACUCAAAUAUUCAACACACUAGACACAAGAUUGUUCAAGAAAGUAGAAAAUAACAACACCACGUCAUCUAUCCUCUAUUACCACCAAUUAAAACUACAACACACAACCUUCGUCAGCGCAAACAUAACUAUCAAGUCGCCACCCAAUCUACAUAUCAGGAAAAGACCUUCAUCACAAGACACCUCAAGCAUAUUCACAAUAAAACUUUAUCAUUCACACAACUAG
Messenger RNA from Helobdella robusta, 978 nucleotides. RefSeq lists its product as hypothetical. The record is from RefSeq and is a predicted model, not a curated record. The transcript is spliced from 3 exons. The coding region runs from base 1 to 978 and encodes 325 amino acids. NCBI's taxonomy places the organism in Eukaryota, Metazoa, Annelida, Clitellata, Rhynchobdellida, Glossiphoniidae. Gene Ontology annotation, cellular component: nucleus. Gene Ontology annotation, biological process: chromatin remodeling.